Molecule: messenger RNA, 2825 nt
Organism: Xiphophorus maculatus (southern platyfish)
Lineage: Eukaryota; Metazoa; Chordata; Actinopteri; Cyprinodontiformes; Poeciliidae
Gene: txlnba
Product: taxilin beta
Exons: 12
Coding region: 168-2393 (741 amino acids)
Molecular function (GO): syntaxin binding
Source: RefSeq, a predicted model, not a curated record
GAUUGGUGGUUUAACAGAGGAGUGGGCGGGACCAAAACAUCUAUGAGUCCAGGCUGGGGUCAAGGCUGAGCAGGAGAUCUGGGCGUUUCACCGACACCGAACCUGCUGCCGGCAGGCCGCCAUAUUAGGAGGCCCUGAGAAUAGAAGACAGGCAGCAGUGACCGAGGAUGGAGACGUCAGUGGAAGCAGCCGAGCUGUUGGCGCCGUCGCCCCUGGAAACCAAGAGUUUGGACGGAGACUCCGCCUCCUCGGCAACCUUUGACCCGAUGGAGGAGUUCAGCCGGCGGCUGCAGGACAUCCUGAGGACGCACGGCCCGGCCGAACCGGUCGCUACGGACAACGAGAUGGAAAAGACCCCAGAGGAGGUCAAAGGUCACAUGGAGACAGACGUGUCCCUCAUCCGGCAGCGCCUGAGCAACCUGCCGUCCGCAGAGGACCGACUGGAGGAACUGGUGCAGCAGUUCGCUGAACUGGCGGCGCUGUGGCGCGGCGAGCAACAGAAGAAGAGCGCGCUGCAUCAGAAACUCUGCCACCUGCUGGAGGAACGACGCUGCAGCAUGGCGGCGCGCGGCCAGCUGGAGGCGCUGUGCAGAGACCUGCAGGCUCAUUACGGCGCGCUGCGGGAGGAGACGCUGCGGCGCUGCAGGGAGGACGAGGAGAAGCGGAGCGACAUCACCAACCACUUCCAGGAGACGCUGACGGAGAUCCAGGCUCAGAUCGAGCUGCACAGCGGCCGCAACGACAAGCUGCGGCAGGAGAACGCCAACCUGACCGACAAGCUGGAGGGCCUCAUGAGUCAGUACGAGCGCCGGGAGGAGAGUUUGGAGAAGAUCAACAAACAUCACGACCUGCAGCACAAACUGACGGAGGCCAAACUGCAGCAGGCCAACGCGCUGCUGGCCGAGGCUGAAGACAAACACAAACGGGAGAAAGAAUAUUUGCUUAGAGAAGCUAUUGACAAAACAAAGAAAUGCUUCGCUAUGAAGGAGCAGGAGCUGGCCAUGAAGAAGAAGCUGGCACUCUACGCUCAGAAGUUCGACGAGUUUCAGGCAACGCUGGCCAAGAGCAAUGAGAUCUAUGUCCGCUUCAAACAGGAGAUGGACAACAUGACUGAGAAGAUGAAGAAGGUGGAGAAGGAGGCAAACCUUUGGAAGACCAGGUUUGAGAACUGCAACAAGACGCUGAUCGACAUGAUUGAGGAGAGAACAGAGAAAGGCAGAGAGUACAACCUGUUUGUCCUGAAGAUCCAGAAGUUGGAGAAGCUCUGCCGUGCUCUGCAGGAGGAGAGGAAAGGGCUCUACGACAAGAUCCGAGAGGUCCGCCAGUCCAGCGCCGGCCUCCCGUCCAAACUAGCCAACUUCACAGAGAACGCUGGAGUUCCUGAAGACGCUGGCAUGCCGGACCUGGAGGGGCUCCAGGAGCUCCAGCAGGACGACCCGGUUCUGACGGAGAACAUCGUCCGGCUGCGGCAGGAGCAGGUCAAGCUGCAGGAGUUCGCCGCCGCCCUGCUGGCCGCGCCGGGCGAUAACGAGGAGCAGGAAGAGAAAAAGGAGCUGGGCGACGAAGACGAUAUCAUCGUCUCCGCCAUCGCGCAGUUCCAAACCAGAACCAACAUCAAGGAAGGUCUGGCUUCAGUGCCUGGUCAGGCAGAAGGCAGAGAAGAGAAGGCUGAAGAUCCACCUGUGGUUCUGCUGAAGGGUCAAGAACCACAGGGAACCAGGUCAGAACCAACCGACUCAGUGGCACCUCCAGAGGUGGAGCAGAGUCCGACACAAGUCAGAGAGGAUGUCCAACAGUCAGCAACCUCAGAACCAGGCAAGGCGGAUCCAGAACCAGGCAGGGCGGAUCCAGAACCAGCCAGGGCAGAUCCAGAACCAGCCAAGGGAGAUCCAGAACCAGGCAGAGCAGAUCCAGAACCAGGCAGAGCAGAUCCAGAACCAGCCAGGGCAGAUCCAGAACCAGCCAAGGGAGAUCCAGAACCAGGCAGGGAGGAUCCAGAACCAGGCAGGGCAGAUCCAGAACCAGGCAGGGCAGAUCCAGAACCAGGCAGGGCGGAUCCAGAACCAGGCAGGGCGGAUCCAGAACCAGGCAGGGUGGAUCCAGAACCAGCCAGGGCGGAUCCAGAACCAGCCAGGGGACAUCCAGAACCAGCCAGGGCAGAUCCAGAACCAGGCAGGGUGGAUCCAGAACCAGAAGCUUUAGAAACACAACGUCUGAAGGAGACCCGUUUUUUGAAACCAGUCCUCCCAGUGGAAGAGAUUCUGGUCCAGCAGUUGCCCAGUGGGCCAGAACCAGGAGAGUCCAGUAAACCGUCUGAUGGGUCAACCAAAGCAGCCGGCGGGAAGCAAAUCCCCAAGAAGAAGAAGAAGAGGAACAGCAAGAGCACCAGCUGAACCUCCAGCUGUGUGUGUGUGUGUUUGUGCGUUUGUUUCUAAUACCUUGUGGGGACCAUUUUCCUGACACUACGUUGUGGGGACUGAAGCCUGGGCCCCAUAAGGGGAAUCCUGUUUAUGGGUCAGGGGUCAGAUUUAGGACUAAGGUGUGAAUUGAGUUUUGGUUGGUUAGCGUUAGGUAUGUAACGGUAAGGAUAAGGAUUAGGCGGUAGAAAUGAAUGGAAGUCAAUGGAAAGUCCCCACAAAGAUAUUCAUGCAAACGUGUGUGUGUGUGUUUGUAAAGGUCAGCUGUCCAAAUGAAGAUGUAGCUUGACCGGCUGGAGGAGAUGCCUCACUAACUUCUACAUUUACUGCACAUUUAGUGAAUCUAAAACCAGAGUUGGUAUCCAUGGCAACCACAAUCAAUAAAGUGAUUUUUUUUUUUUUUACAAA